Molecule: messenger RNA, 1904 nt
Organism: Anopheles coustani
Lineage: Eukaryota; Metazoa; Arthropoda; Insecta; Diptera; Culicidae
Product: proton-coupled amino acid transporter-like protein CG1139
Exons: 7
Coding region: 42-1385 (447 amino acids)
Biological process (GO): amino acid transmembrane transport
Cellular component (GO): vacuolar membrane
Molecular function (GO): amino acid transmembrane transporter activity
Source: RefSeq, a predicted model, not a curated record
GCAUCUAUACUGCAAUCGGUGAUCUUGAUCCUCCCGCACACAUGGUUUUCAACGAGAUGGAACUCCACAAGGUGGAUGGCGUUGAAUCAAAUGGUCUGGCAGAGGAUAGCGAGUAUGAUCCGUUCCGGCAUCGACGUGUGAAGAAACCAACCUCCACCAAUGGCACGAUCAUUCACAUGCUUAAAGGAUCGCUCGGGACCGGCAUCCUGGCGAUGCCUUCCGCUUUCCGAAACGGUGGACUGGUGUUUGGGGUUAUUGGCACGACCCUGGUGGGACUGAUCUAUGCGCAUUGCGUUUAUCUUUUGGUAUCGACGUCCCAGAAGUCCUGCAAACGAACCCGGACACCACUGCUCGGAUUCUCGGAAACAGCCCAAAGUGUCUUCCGGCACGGUCCCGAAUCUACGCAACGUUUUGCAAAUGCGGCAAAAGCGUACAUCGACUACUCACUGCUGAUCGUCAGCUUCUUCUCCGUCUGCGUGUAUUUGCUUUUCAUCGCCACCACGCUGCACGAUGUGGUUAACAGCAAGCUGGAAAUCGACUGGGACACCCGCAUCUACAUCCUGCUGACGGCCGUUCCUCUGAUAUUUGUUACGCAAGUGCGCGAUCUGCGCUACCUGGUGCCAUUUUCCGCCCUGGCCAAUGCGCUCAUCCUGGCCACGUUCGCUAUCACCCUGUACUAUAUCUUCCGAGAGCCGAUCAACCUGUCCGGGUUGCGACUCUUUCCCGAGAUAACCGCACUGCCAUCAUUUUUCGGAACGGUUGUGUACGCAGUCGAAGGAAUCGGAGUAGUUCUUCCGGUGGAGAACAAGAUGAAACAUCCGGAACACUUUCUUGCUUGCCCGGGCGUACUUGGUGUCGUGCUGAGCUUCAUCACGGUGCUGUACAAUGUGACGGGAUUUUUCGGAUACGCACGCUACGGAGCUGCCACUCACGCCACCGUUACGCUCGACCUCCCCAACGAUGAAUGGCUUGCCUUGUCCACACAGUUACUUGCUGCCGUGGCCAUCCUGUUCACGCUCGGCAUCUACUACUACGUACCGAUGGACAUUCUCUGGCGCAAGGUGAAACACUUAUUCGUACCGGAACGUCACAACUUGGCCCAGGUAACGAUACGAUUCGGCAUUCUAGUAGCCAUGACGGGGCUGGCGCUCGGUGUGCCGGAGCUAGAACCGUUCAUCGGACUCGUCGGAUCGAUCUGCUCUGCAACACUCGGACUGCUGACGCCAAUCGUUCUCGAUACGGUGUUCCGUUGGCCCACGGCCGGCGCUUUCGGCCGCUACCGGUGGAAGCUGGUAAAAAACCUGAUCCUGAUGGCAUUCGGACUGUUCAUUCUCGUCGUGGGAACGUACUUCAGCAUUAAGGACAUCGUCGAUAUAUACGGGUGAACUCUAUCAUGUUUUAUACGAUCAGGGCAGCUGAUAUUUUAUAUGUUUAUCAAAGUUUUCACUUUACUCAACAACAUAUUUUACUUACUAUUAGUUUUUGUUGCCAAUCUGGUGACUUUACACAUGUCGUCGUAUUUACGUGGCAUCUAUUCUAGACGUUAGUUUUUUUUUCUUGUUUCUGAAACCAAAAUAUUUGAAUUUAUAUUGAAAAGUAUAUGACAAACAUUUGUUGUUUGACAAACGACAAUGUUAUUGUCGUACGAAAAGAUAUUUUACAGCGAAUGGGAAAACAGAAAAUUUGUACAAAAACCGAACUGUAACAUUAAUUCACGUGCAUAACACCAUCCGUAAUUUACAUAGUAAUAUCAUUAAUGAACAUCGGGUGUUAUAUGGGAAAAUAUGAUAUUUGUCUUGAUGAACUUUGUAUACCACUUACUAGGUAUAAUCAUGGAUUUUUCAUCCUAGAAUUUUUUCAACGAGGACAACAAACAAGCACAAUAAAUGAUCAAGUGGAUUUAU